Messenger RNA from Vitis vinifera (wine grape), 879 nucleotides. RefSeq lists its product as uncharacterized. The transcript has a single exon. Bases 1 to 879 code for a protein of 292 amino acids. Gene Ontology annotation, biological process: shoot system development; root development. NCBI's taxonomy places the organism in Eukaryota, Viridiplantae, Streptophyta, Magnoliopsida, Vitales, Vitaceae. The record is from RefSeq and is a predicted model, not a curated record.
AUGGUGGCCGCCGUCUUCCGUCGUACACUCUCUUUUCCGAACUCCAGUCUCAGCCGUCCGUCGAAGCCGGCGAAGACCUACCACGUCAGAUCUAUCAGUCUUCCCUGCAGACCACAUCCUUUGAUUUCUCAACUCAAGGAGGAGAUCAAGGAGCUCAGAGCCUGGGAGUCGAAGCUCGGGGAGAGAACAUCGGCUUGGCUCUGCGAAGGGUUGAGCCGACUUAGGACUGUUCACUACUCGCUGGAUGACAUACUCCAGCUUCCUCAAACCCAGGAGCUGCUCCGCCGCCAGCCCGCCGCGGUGGAGAAGCUUCUGGAAGACUUCCUAGGCUUCGUCGACUUGUACGGACGCUUCCAAACCUCCGUUUUGGCGUUGAAGGAAGAACAGUCGGCGGCGCAGGUGGCGAUCAGGAGGAGAGAUGAAUCGAAGGUAGCACUGUUCGUGAAGGCUCAGAAGAGAAUGAAUAAGGACAUGGGCAAACUCGUCUCCACCGUCCGGAGCACCGGCCGGUUUCCGAACGGCGACGGCGAGCUCAUUUCCAUUAUCAGAGAUGUUAAUCAAGUAACAGUGCUGGUAUCGGUGGCUCUCUUCAAUGGAGUUUCUUCAUCGUGGGCGUCUCGAAAAUUCCCGUGGAAAGGAUUGAGGUUGUCGAAGACGGCGAAGAGAGUGAAGGUGGAGGAGUGCAUUCAAGAAUUUCAACAAGUGGGAAUAGAUAUUUUCUGGGGUUUGAAGAAGAAGGGAAAUGAAGAGGUUAGAAUCGAUUUGAAGCGAAUGCAGGCUUUGGAAAAUUGCAUUCGUGGAAUUGAACUUUGCAGUGAAAGGGUGUUCAGGAGUUUGAUCAACACAAGGGUUUCACUCCUUAAUAUUCUCACACAAUAG